AAUCUGGUAUUUUUAUUUAACACGGCCGCACAGCUGGACACCCGCAUCUUCCACGAGUGCACGCAGAAGGACAAGGCGCUGUACGAGCGCCUGGUGCCGCGUGUCAAGGGUCUGCGCAAGUUCAGCCCCAUUCAGCUGCGUCGCCUGCAGCGUCUGGGCAUUGAGAAGACCGAUCCGGAUGCACUGACAGAGCAGGAGUACGGCGCCUUUGCCCGCCUGGACAUCGAUCCCGAGACGAUCAUGUGGGAGCGCGUGGUGGACAUCAACGAUCGCUACCUGCGCGCCAUCACGGUGGGCCAGUCGCCCACGGAGAAGGGCAUAACGGGCGAUCUUCCCGUUUGCAUGUCUAAGACCUCGGGCUCCCUGAGUGGUGACGCCAAAAUCAAGGGCGCACCCAAGGGCUUUACACUGGACGUCGAGGAUGUCUAUGUCUCGGCCGGAGCUGGUUUUGUGGUGGCCAUGUGCGGGGAGAUUACCAAAAUGCCAGGACUAUCCACGCGCCCGGCCAUCUACGACAUUGAUCUGAACACGGAGACGGGCCAAAUCGAGGGUCUGUUCUAGGCAAGAACUCUGCCAAAAUCCAAGACCAAGGACGUACCACUCCUCACUGCUUGUUUUGCAUUUAAAUGUAUAAAUUCAAAGUUUUUAACCCGUAAAAUAUUAAGAUUCCAAUUUAAAAGCA
Drosophila subobscura is the source of this 682-nucleotide messenger RNA. Its product is annotated as C-1-tetrahydrofolate synthase, cytoplasmic-like. Lineage: Eukaryota; Metazoa; Arthropoda; Insecta; Diptera; Drosophilidae. The annotation marks the transcript as partial. The record is from RefSeq and is a predicted model, not a curated record. Gene Ontology annotation, molecular function: ATP binding; formate-tetrahydrofolate ligase activity. The transcript has a single exon.